Perca flavescens (yellow perch) is the source of this 2903-nucleotide messenger RNA. It is a transcript of the gene hadhaa, whose product is annotated as hydroxyacyl-CoA dehydrogenase trifunctional multienzyme complex subunit alpha a. Gene Ontology annotation, cellular component: mitochondrion; mitochondrial fatty acid beta-oxidation multienzyme complex. Bases 131 to 2428 code for a protein of 765 amino acids. Gene Ontology annotation, molecular function: long-chain (3S)-3-hydroxyacyl-CoA dehydrogenase (NAD+) activity; enoyl-CoA hydratase activity; NAD+ binding. Lineage: Eukaryota; Metazoa; Chordata; Actinopteri; Perciformes; Percidae. The record is from RefSeq and is a predicted model, not a curated record. Gene Ontology annotation, biological process: fatty acid beta-oxidation. The transcript is spliced from 22 exons.
UCAGAAUAUUUAAUGUGCGCACGGUGUGCUCAACACCUUUUUGAAGAGUUUCAGGUGGAGAUGGCAGUUCUUCGUGCAGCUGGAGUUUUUUCCAAAUUUGCAACUAGCAAAUGUCCUCCAUUGUCAGGUCAUGCCAGCCGAAGCCUCUCAUUGUCUUCAUCAUUGGCAGUUACUAGCGUGCAGUCUUCUUCUCCACUACCUGUGUUGGCACAAUGCUGGGUAUAUUGGCACAUUAUCGCCACCUGUAGCUCGAACACACGUCAGCUACGAGCUCAAGGAUGAUGUGGCAGUUAUACGACUCAAUGAUCCAACAGCCAAGGUGAACACCCUGACAUGGCAGUUGCAGUCUGAACUGAUGGCGGUGAUGGAGGAGAUCUGGGCCAACAGUGCUGUGAAAAGUGUCGUCCUUAUCUCCCGCAAGCCUGGCAACUUCCUCGCCGGGGCAGAUAUCAAAAUAAUCCAAUCUGCCAAUAGCAGUGAGGAGGCCGCGGGGUUCUCUCACAAAGUUCAGAAGAACCUUGAGAAGUUCGAGAAGUCACCCAUCCCUAUUGUCGCUGCCAUCCACGGCUUCUGCCUGGGUGGAGGCCUUGAGUUGGCGAUAGCUUGCCAGUACCGAAUCGCCACAAAAAGCAAAAACACGUUCCUGGGGACACCAGAGGUGAAGCUGGGACUGCUGCCUGGAUUAGGCGGCACUCAGAGACUGCCUAAAUUGGUGGGUCUCCCCGAAGCGUUGGAUAUGAUGCUGACAGGCAGGAACAUCAGCGCAGACAGAGCUAAGAAGAUGGGUCUAGUGCACCUGCUUGUGGACCCUCUGGGUCCUGGCACGAAGCCUGCAGAGGAGAGGACUAUUGAAUACCUCGAGGAAGUUGCAGUGGGCGUGGCCAAGGGAAUCUCCAACAAGCAGGUUCCCCUUACAAAGGAGAAGAGCCUCAUGCAGAAGCUGCAGGACACAGUGAUAGGCCUGGGUCAGGUGAGGAAGAUGAUCUAUAAGACCGCAAGUGAGAAGGUCCAGAAACAGACUAAAGGUCUCUACCCUGCUCCUAUCAAAAUCAUUGAGUCUGUCAAGACUGGACUGGAGCACGGCACAGAGGCAGGUUAUCUGGCUGAAAGUAAGAACUUUGGGAAGCUGGCAAUGACUUCAGAGGCCAAUGCUCUGAUUGGCCUUUACCAUGGUCAAGUGACUUGUAAGAAAAACCACUUUGGGACCCCGGAGAAGGACGUGAAGAGGCUGGCAAUCCUGGGUGCAGGGUUGAUGGGUGCUGGUAUAGCCCAGGUAUCAGUACAUAAAGGCCUGACCGCCAUCCUAAAGGACACCACAGAGGAGAGCAUCAGCAGGGGACAUGAGCAGGUCUACAAAAGUCUUAACACUAAGGUGAAGAAGAGAGCCUUGACAUCAUUUGAGCGUGACGUCACAAUGUCCAAUCUCUCAGUCCAGCUUGACUACUCUGGUUUCCAGUCUGCUGACAUAGUGAUAGAGGCCGUGUCCGAGGACAUCAAUAUAAAACACAAAGUCCUCAAGGAGGUGGAGGCGGUAAUCUCUCCCCACUGCAUUUUUGCCUCCAACACCUCCACUCUGCCCAUCAAGGACAUCGCAGCUACCAGCAAACGCCCUGAAAAGGUGAUUGGCAUGCACUAUUUCUCCCCGGUGGACAAGAUGCCGUUGCUGGAGAUCAUCACCACAGAUGAGACCUCUAAAGACACCUUGGCCUCUGCUGUCAGCGUGGGCCUCAAACAGGGCAAGGUUAUCAUUGUUGUCAGGGAUAGUCCAGGGUUUUACGCCAAUCGCUGCAUCUUUCAGACAAUGGCAGAGGCUAUAAUACUUUUGCAGGAAGGUGCUGAGCCAAAGAAACUGGACUCCCUGAUGACGAGCUUUGGUUAUCCCAUCGGCCCUGUAUCGUUGUCUGACGAAGUUGGUUUGGAUAUAGCAGCACACGUAGCAGAGAAUCUGACCAAGGCCUUUGGUGUUGAAGGAGGACAUUCUGCCCACACAAUUCUUAGUGAUCUUUCAGAGAGAGGCUUCAAAGGUCGCAAAUCUGGAAAAGGCAUAUACCUCUAUGAAGGUGGAACAAAAGACAGGAGUGUGAAUCCUGAAGCUGAAGAAAUCUUGAAGAAAUACAACAUGGCAGCUCCUCCUGCAGUUUCUUCAGACUCUGACCGCCAGUACCGGCUGGUGUCUCGCUUUGUAAAUGAGGCAGUUCUGUGUCUCCAGGAGGGAAUACUGAGAAACCCAGUAGAGGGAGACAUUGGAGCCGUGUUCGGUUGCGGCUUCCCUCCCUUCCAUGGUGGUCCGUUCAGGUUUGUAGACUCGAUGGGCGCAGAGCGUCUUGUGAGCAUCAUGAGACGUUUUGAGGAUGUUUACGGAAGCCGGUUCACACCCUGCCACCUUCUACUGGACCACGCCAAAGACCCCAGCAAGAAGUUUCACUAAUGGUCCAAUUUUCAAACUUGUAAAACUAUAUCUGUUUUUAUUUUGUUUUAUUACAAAUGUUUGGCAAACUGGAUGUGACUUGACUGGAUAAGACAAAGUGUACUGAAGGUAUGCACUAUAGUUUUGUUUCUUUUUCUUAUUUAUUAUUUAUUUAAUUCCUCUUGUACUGAUAGUUCUUUAUGUUGAUGGCUCUCAAUGAGUCAAAUUCAGAAACUGCGUGGAGUCACAGUUUGAUACUGUUAGGUGGACUUUUGGAUUGUUAAACUAUUUAUCUGAUUUCAGUUGUGUAAAGAGUUCCUUGCACUACACUACACUACCCACAAGCUUUAGCAAGUUCCCACCAAUCAAACAGGUCACUUGUAGCGCCAAUGGCGGAAAGUACAUUUACCCAAUUAUUGAACAAUUUUGAGGUACUUGUACUUUACCUGAGUAUUUUAGUUUUAUGCUACUUUAUUCUUCACCACAUUCCAGAGGA